Messenger RNA from Limulus polyphemus (Atlantic horseshoe crab), 549 nucleotides. RefSeq names its product transcription initiation factor TFIID subunit 13-like (gene Taf13). Gene Ontology annotation, biological process: transcription by RNA polymerase II. Gene Ontology annotation, cellular component: transcription factor TFIID complex. Gene Ontology annotation, molecular function: protein heterodimerization activity. NCBI's taxonomy places the organism in Eukaryota, Metazoa, Arthropoda, Merostomata, Xiphosura, Limulidae. The transcript is spliced from 4 exons. Bases 61 to 450 code for a protein of 129 amino acids. The record is from RefSeq and is a predicted model, not a curated record.
ACAAAUAUGUAUAUAUAUAUAAAAGUUUUUGUAAGAUAGCGCUUCUGUUAUUGAUUAGAGAUGGCGACUUCAGAGGAAACAAAUACAGGAUCUGCGAGUGAUAAGUCAUUUGAAGAAACCCAAGAAGGACAUGAACACCAAUCUGGUGAUAAAAGAAAAAGAUUGUUUUCUAAAGAAUUACGAUGUAUGAUGUAUGGCUUUGGAGACGACCAGAAUCCGUACACAGAAACCGUUGAUCUUCUCGAAGACUUGGUGAUAGAGUUCAUAACUAACAUUACCCAUAAAGCCAUGGAAGUUGGUCGGACAGGACGGGUUCACGUAGAAGAUAUAGUAUUUCUUGUGCGUAAAGAUCCACGGAAGUAUUCAAGGGUAAAGGAUCUGCUUACAAUGAAUGAAGAACUCAAGAAAGCCAGAAAAGCUUUUGAUGAAGUGAAAUAUGCCACAAUUUGACAUAUGCCAAAACUUAUGUUGUUUAACUGAAAUGAGUUUUUAGUGUUGUAUUUAUCUGUAGGAGUUUUAAUAAAGACUUAUCAUAUUUUUUCAAGUUAC